UCUCCUCCGCUGUCCACUGCGGACACGCCCCCUCUGGUUUCAGGAAGCGGAAGCAGGAAUGUUGUAGGGUUUUCAGAAAAGUUUGGAGGAGUUUGACAGUUUGGACCAGAGACACAAACUGCGGAGAAACAUGACGGUGUGUUACCUGUUGCUGAUGUUGCUGUAGAGGUUUCAGUCUCCUCUGACUGACUGACUGACUGGUCUCAACCAGACACACAGAAAGGCAGAUAUGGAGAGUGGAUCUCUGGAAAUGGACACCAGCACUGCUCCAAAUCCCAGAGUGCAGUCAGGCCGCUGCUUAGCCGGCCUGCGGCGUCGGGCCUGGGCCCGGAGUAGAGACUCCAUCUGGCAGGAAUCAGUAGCAGAGAGCUGUGGCCCCCAGGAGCCCAAACAGAACGAAAUGGAUGUGGAAGAACAAAGACCCUCAGAAGAACCAGAGCGAGUUCCUAACAAGAUCACCAGCUGGCUGAUUGAAUGCAGGACUCCCAUCGGAGCCUCUUUAGAUGAGCAGAGUGCUUCUCCAAGCAAAGGAGUGCUGAAGAACGGCUGCAGCUUUGAAGAUGACCUUUCACUGGGAGCUGAAGCCAACCAUCUUCAGUCCAAUAACGAUAAAACUGAAUCCUGUUUUGUUCUUGCGGCGGAUCAGAAGAGGAGUCAGUAUAAAGAGAGAGCAAGAAGUAUGAACUCCACAGGAUCAGGGAAGAGCAGCACUGUGUCCAGUGUGUCAGAGCUGCUUGACCGGUACGAGGAGGACCCUGAAGAAAUCCUAUUAAAUCUUGGUUUUGGUCGAGAAGAACCCGACCUAGCCUCAAAGGUUCCCUCCCGUUUCUUCAGCAACACCUCUACAGCGCGAGGCAUAGACAUCAAGGUCUACCUGGGAGCUCAGCUGCAGCGAAUGGAAGUGGAAAACCCCAACUACGCUCUGACUAGUCGUUUCCGUCAAAUCGAGGUCUUGACUACAGUAGCUAACGGGUUUUUCCAGCUUUACAGUCAGGUCUCUGGUCAGCCUGUCCAACCCAUCAGCUCCAGGGACCAAGCUGGAAACGGAGGAGAAAGAGGGGGAGAUGAGUCCUCUACUCCUCUGAGGAGGACCGGCUCGGCUCGAGACGUCGCCACACUCCUCAAGAAAACCCUCAGCAAACACAACCUGUAUGCAGCCGCCUCCGAGUCGCCUGAAGCACACAAGUCCGACCAACACACACAGCCGAACGGACACGCAACCCCUGAUCACACACACACCAACGGUCACACACACCCAGGUCCAGAAGAGGACGGCUGCAGUACAGUCUCCGACCAGCAGGCAGAGACUGUCAACCAGAAACCCAUGCGCAAGAAAGACAGCUAUUCCCUGGCAACGGUUACCGAGGAAAUCAACGGAGAUGGAGACGACAGCCAUGAACAGAACAAACCUGCACCAGCAGCCAAUGGAGAGCAUCGACCAGAAUCUGACUCUCAGUCAACCAGUCGGAGAAUAGAAGAAGGAUCCCAGGUGGUCAAAGAGGAGGAGGAGAACCUGACCUCUACCCCAGAGAAAGCCCAUCCUACCCUGGCUCCGCUCCAGCUGGCCCAGCUUCGCAUGGAAAACACAGACUCUUUCGACAUGGAGGAGAUUCAGAGUAACGAAGAUGAGGCUCUGCCACCUAAAACUUCCAGAGCCACUGAUCUGUUAAGGACAGUCAGUCAGCAGUCAGACAGCAGUGGUUUUGCUGAGGAGCCCUCCGCCGACUCCAACAGCAACCUCAAGGUGCAGGAGAGCAGUGACAGCUGUGACAGUGAGAUCACUGUGACAUCACACCCCUCAUUGGAUGUGGCCACGCCCCUCGCAAUGGACCAACCAGCAUUCAACCUGCCAGAUGGCAGAGAGGAAGAGUCGGGGACUGCUAGUGAUGCUGGGGCUGAUGGGACUUCAGAGCAGGUUCCACAGUACUCAGCCCACCACCUCCCAAGGAACAAACUUGAGGAAACGCAGCAGGAUAAUACCCAGGAGGAGGAGCUAGUUGAGAGUGGGGACCAGACGGAUCAUGAACCAGAACCAGAACAGGAGAUUUCUCAAAGUUUGUACGCUGUAGAACAAGAACCUCAACACACCCAGAACCAGACCGAGACAGCUACAGACACAGAACCAACCAAAGAGGGAGUGGGUGCUAAGGACGAGGCCCAAGAAGACAAUCCAUUCUUGGAAGAUUCUUCACUUUGUCCACCUCCUGCUCCAUCCUCUCCAGUUCUAAGCGCUCUGAUUCGAGCCAAACGGAGCCAGCUGACUUGGGGUGGACAGCAGGUUGACCCCCAGUCCGCCGAUUUGUCCCAAGUCCCUGGCAGAGGACGAGGAAGACGCGGCGUACCUAUGCAGCGGUCGUCUUCCCUGCCCUCCUCGCUCCUCUCGCCCUCCAGGGUCGUGUCCUCUGUCAGGAUCCAGUUUGGUCAAGGUCAGGUGUCCUGCACGCAGCCCAGUUUCUCCUUCAAAUACAACCAGGAGGCCGAAGGGGACGGGGAAGAGGUAGAGGAGGAGGAAGGACAAACCAACUGUCUGUCUACCCUGAUUAUAAACCCCACUUCCUCGUCUGGCUCUAUCACCCAACCACCAAGGCUUCCCACAGAGGCUCCCAUCCCACCUAAACCUAUCCCACGCCACCUGUUGCGGUCAACCUGUUCCCUGCAGAGCUGCAGCCCUCCUCCACCAGGAGGACCUGCCCACUCCUGGAGCACCCAGAGUGUUCCUGAUCUCUCCUCCAAUCAGCGGCAGCCGGGCCAGUUCCAACAGAACAUUAGCACCAACCAAAAUCAACAAAAUUGGAAUCCAGGACAGAUGAUGUUCCGUUGUCCUUAUCCUAAUCCUAACGCUGAGUAUGUUAACCCAAGUCCCAAUCCUAGUCCCAGCCUUAACGCCAGCCCAUACCCCUUCACGCUGAACCCUCUUCCACAGUACCUUGCCCCUCCCCAUCCAUACGCCAGUCUUCCUAACAUACUUCACCACCGCAACUUGUCCCACCAUUCUAGUCUAAACAGUCUCUACCAACCUACAACUCCCACAAUGCCCCAGCACAACAACUUCUCCAACUUGCAUCAGCCCUCUACUUCCACGGUACCUCACCACGUCGGUCUCGGCAGCCUGCAUCCGAGAACUCCAGCAAUGCCCCAACAGGGCUACAAUCAUCUAUACACCCAUCAGUCACCCUACCAUGCUACUCCUAAUGGCUCACAGUUUGCCUCGCCCUAUCUUGGCUACCAAGGGUACAACACAAACCCCAACCUGGCGUUUCCCCACCUGGCCCCAGAACACAGCCUCCAUCUGGGGUUUGCUCCUCCUGCUCCAGGUUUCUUGCCAGACCUGGCCUCAACCCUAAACCCAGGUCACAGCCUCCAGCCGGGGCUGGCUCCUUAUGUUGCUCAAGGUCCGGGUUCCGGCCAGGGCAUGUCCAGCACUGAGAUGCAACUCAGGAGAGUUCUGCAUGACAUCAGAGGAACGGUUCAGAGUCUGAGCCAGAACCAAGCCAACACUCCAGACGUGUUCAGGGAGCACAGAGCAGCUCUGCCCAGCCACCAGUCUUUGGCAGAGUUUAAGCAGAAGAGGCAGAGUCUAAACUUGUUCCGCAGUCAGAUGAUGGACCUAGAACUGUCAAUUAUCCGACAGCAGGCCCUGGUCUACAAACAUCUGAGCCCUGCCGACAGGAUGGAGAUGGAGCAGCUCCAGUCUCUGAGGUCGGCGGUCAGAGAGGAACUGCAGGAGCUGGAACAACAGCUGGAAGACAGACUGAUGGAGGUGACACAUCACACACAACACAGGAGUCUCCACAGAGACGGCAGUGUUGACAGCCUGUCCACCGCCUCUGCGCUGAGAGCCAUGGAGCCGGUGUCAGACCUGCUCAGAGAGCAGCUCUACCUUCAAUCUGAGCUCAGCUACGACGGUAACGCCCCCUCCACCAACUGCUCCUCCCGAUCCUCCAGUCCAGUCCGAGGAGGAAGCGGAGAGCAGAGAGGAGGCGUGUACCGGGCAUCAAUUAACAUAAACCCUGCCCCCCCGCCUCGACCCAACACACACACUGAGGAAGAGAAGGAGGGAGAGAGGGAGGGAGAGAGGGAUGGAAGAGAAGGAGAAGGAGGAGAAGUACAAGAGGAGGAGGGAGCAGCAGGAGAAGGCAGAGUGGGGAACCUGCAGCAACUUAUCAGAGAGAUUCGAGAAAGCGUGGCGCAAGAGGUCCGACAGGAGAUCUACAGCGAGCUGCUGGCUGCCGUGUCGCCAAAGCGAUCACCCCUGCCCGGCAAGAAACACCAGCAGUAAUCGCAACAGCAAUGCACCGCCUCCUUUCACCUUCAGCCUUAGUAACCACAGCCUGAGCAGCAACGCUGUCUGUCUGUAACACUGUAUAGCUGUAACGCUGUCUGUGUAGAAACUAUGUGUCUGUAACACUGUAUGUCUGGAACACUGAUGACAAAUGAGCACAUUGCCUACAUGUGAUAAACUCAGAUCGGACGUUUACGUGUCUGUUUGGUUCUAAUGUGUUGGUGUGAUGCAUGCUGGGAAAGCCAGUCUGAACCAGCCUGUGCCUGUGUGCACCAUCAGCUGUUUUUUUUUUUUUUAAGCUUUUUUGAUCAAAGCCAGGCCUCUAACUGCUACAUUGCCACUAAUACUACGAGUACGACUGUUAACAGUUGUACCAGUGCUACCAGUAACACCACUACUAGUCCCAGUCAUGUCCCCAUCAAGUUCUUUUGCCCCAGUUAAGUCCAUCCUGAUCCAUUAUGAUGAUAAUAAUAAUAUAAAUAAUCAGUUGCUUUUACUUUGUAGUCAUUCAUUCAUAUAGGCUGAUUGGAGCCUUAAACAUAUUAUCAGAGCAACACACAGGAGCAACUACCCUUACAAAUACUUGAUGUACCUUAAUGAACUAUUGAUCCAA
Messenger RNA from Etheostoma cragini (Arkansas darter), 4895 nucleotides. It is a transcript of the gene itprid2, whose product is annotated as ITPR interacting domain containing 2. The record is from RefSeq and is a predicted model, not a curated record. The coding region runs from base 230 to 4279 and encodes 1349 amino acids. NCBI's taxonomy places the organism in Eukaryota, Metazoa, Chordata, Actinopteri, Perciformes, Percidae. The transcript is spliced from 22 exons. Gene Ontology annotation, molecular function: signaling receptor binding.